This is a messenger RNA of Uranotaenia lowii, 1682 nucleotides long. It is a transcript of the gene Cpsf6, whose product is annotated as cleavage and polyadenylation specificity factor subunit 6. Lineage: Eukaryota; Metazoa; Arthropoda; Insecta; Diptera; Culicidae. Gene Ontology annotation, cellular component: mRNA cleavage and polyadenylation specificity factor complex. The coding region runs from base 246 to 1682 and encodes 478 amino acids. The transcript is spliced from 4 exons. Gene Ontology annotation, biological process: mRNA alternative polyadenylation. Gene Ontology annotation, molecular function: mRNA binding. The record is from RefSeq and is a predicted model, not a curated record.
CUCAUCAUUUUGUUGGCGUUGAAAAUUUGUAGCCGAACGUUGAUUUAUGAAAACUGCUUUUAAAUCGUACUGAUUGUGACUUAGAUACCGAAAAUUGGUUUCGGACAUUAAUCCGUACCGGUCGAGUGUGUUUGUGUCCAGUUUUGUUACUUCUAGAGAGGAUUACAAGUUGAGCGAAAAGUUUUGACAAAUUUGCAUUUGUGGGAUUAUAACUGAGUGGGUUUGUUGGCGAAUGCCGAGCAAAGAUGGCCGAUGGCGUGGAUAUUGAUUUGUAUGCCGAUGAUUUAGAACCGGAUUUUACUCAAACUAACGACGAUUUUGGUGCCGAAGGAGGUGAUUUAUAUGAUGAUGUUAUAACCCCAUCUGGUGACCAUGGGCGGAACAAUUCCGGAAGUGGGGCUUCUUUGGACAGAGAUGGCAUCGACAGUAACGGUACUUAUCAGCAUCACGGUUCCAGCUCGAUGGGCCACAUGUCCCGUAGACAUCAACUGUAUAUCGGAAACCUUACUUGGUGGACCACUGAUCAGGACAUUGCGGAUUCCAUUGGGGAUGUUGGGGUUGGUGAUUUCCAGGAAGUGAAGUUUUUCGAAAACCGUGCCAACGGUCAAUCGAAAGGUUUUUGUGUUGUGUCAUUGGGCUCUGAAAACAGCAUGCGCUGUGUAAUGGAUCGGCUGCCGAAAAAGGAACUCCACGGUCAGAAUCCAGUGGUUACAUUGCCAACCAAACAGGCAUUGAACCAAUUUGAAAGCCAGCAGAAGACUAGGCCAACUCCACCGGCACAAGGUCAAUCGAACGGUCCAAGACCGCCGGCUCCCAAUAUAGGCAUGGGAAUGGGAAUGGGCCCUGGACACGGAGGCCCUCAUGGUGGCCCUGGAGGCCCAGGAGGUCCUGGUCCAAAUGGCCCCGGUGGACCUCCUAGAAUGGGAAUGGGUGGUCAUAAUAUGCCCCCUGGAAUGAUGCCACCACAUAACCAUCCAAUGCAAGGACCGAUGCAUAUGCAAGGUCCUCCGGGACCCGGUGGACCCCCGAGACCUCAGGGCCCUCCAAUGCAUCAAGGAAACGGACCGCCACCUCAAGGUAUUCCACGCUUUCAGAAUCAAGGCCAAUGGAAUGGACCUCCAAGAAUGGGGGGUCCCAGACCUGGAGGUCCAGGUGGUCCUGGUCCAAUGUCCCAUAGACCGCAAAUGGUAAAUAAACCGCUUUACCCAUCACAGAGAUCACAGAGAUUCAUGGAUUAUCAGGGACCACCAUCCCGUGGACCAGGGGGACCUCGACCUGAUUGGAACAACGGACCACCUAUGCAUGGACCAGGUUUCCCGCCUGGGCCUCCCGGACCACGCCAAGGUCCACCUCAUGGACCCUCUCGCGGUCCUCCGAUGGGUCCUGGUCCGCAAGGUCCGGCCCCUCAUGUGAAUCCAGCGUUCUUUAAUCAGGGUGGAGGUCCUCCUAAUCAUCCUAACGGCGGGCCGGCUGGCCACAUGCCACCAUCAGGACAAGGUCCUCCACCGCACUUCAACCCUCAGGGUGGUGCUGCACCCCGCGGUCCUUGGCCUGGGCCCGGAGGAAAACCACCGGCAGGUCCAUUUCCCGAACAUCCCAUCGCACCGCAGCUGAGUGAGGCGGAAUUCGAAGAAAUUAUGACGAGAAACCGCACUGUUAGCAGUUCAGCCAUAGCCAGGUAA